AUGGAUGAUAGUUUAUGUGGACAAAUUGAACAUAUAAGGAAACAUUUACCUGAUAAUUUAGACGCAACUACAAAACUCGAUUUUUAUCAAAUUGAGGAUAUUAAGAAAUAUUGCCCUGAUGAAAACUGCAAUACUGAUCUCGAUAAAAAUACAGCUGGAUUUUUAUGGUUACUUGGAAAAUGUUAUUAUGAAUCCACAGAAAAAAAUUAUGAUAAAAAUAGUAUUAAUACAUUUUUUAUACAUAUGAUUUCAUGGUUUAGUUACAAACUAAAGCAAAUUUCAUAUGACAAAAACAUCCCACUAAACGAUUUUUAUAAUGAGCAUGUAAGAAAUAAUUAUAAAUAUAAUAGUUUCACAACUCCUGCUUAUACAAUUGCAGAUCUUGGGAAAUUCAUGGAUGAACGAACUGAUUUGCUCAAUAUUAAUAUUGAAGAUUUGUCUAAAUUUUAUGAUGCAUCUAAAUUAAUAUGUAUUAUGUAUGGUAAUGUUGCAAAGAAUGAAAAAUAUGACAUACUGUCAAAUAAUGCGAAUGAUUUUGUUCAAAAAUAUACAGAGCUAAACAAAAAAUAUAAUGAUGAAGAUGGCCCGCAUAGUAAAAUAUUGUCUGCUUUAUCAACUGAUUAUAAUAAUUUAAAAAAGAAACGUAAAGGUUUCCAAUCCCUUCCAGAUAUACCAGGAUCUUCUGCAUUAGCAUCUACAUAUGAAGUUACAUCAUUAAGUUCGUCGACAGGGACCAGAUUAUUUACAGUUUUAUCGAUAUUUGGUGCAAUAGCAUUUUUUUUAGGAAUUUCUUAUAAGUAUUCGUUAUUUGGAUUUCGGAAACGAUUUCAAAAACAAAAAUUAAGAGAAAAAAUAAAAAAUAUAAAGAAGAAAAUGGGUCAUUAA
Plasmodium yoelii is the source of this 885-nucleotide messenger RNA. Its product is annotated as PIR protein. Lineage: Eukaryota; Apicomplexa; Aconoidasida; Haemosporida; Plasmodiidae. The transcript is spliced from 3 exons. The record is from RefSeq and is a predicted model, not a curated record. The coding region runs from base 1 to 885 and encodes 294 amino acids.